AUGCGUUUCACCACCCUUUUCGCCGUCUUCGCCGUCCUCGUCAGCUCACUCGCGGCCGCUCUCCCCGCAGAGCUGCAGCAAGCCGCGCCCGCUCAAGAGAAGUGCGGCUGGGGCUUCUACAGGCGCCUCCCUGACCGAGAGGUUGGGGCUGGCGAGCUAGAGGGCAGGAACACAGCCGCACUCGUAGAUCUCUGGCAGAACGAUCGCUGCUUCGACCUCGAGGACACCGUGUGGAAAAUCAACAUCGAUAAUCCUCGAUGUGGUCUCUGCGUCUUCUUCGCGGACAACAACUGCAUGGAGGCAAUCACUUGGUUCGGCGGUCCGACGCACGAGAUCAGGAUUCCGGACUCCAAGAGCUUCUGGCGUCGACCGGAACGACCACGGAUUCUCCCAAGCUUGCUCUCCGCACAACAUGAGGUCUAA
Trematosphaeria pertusa is the source of this 423-nucleotide messenger RNA. RefSeq lists its product as uncharacterized. Lineage: Eukaryota; Fungi; Ascomycota; Dothideomycetes; Pleosporales; Trematosphaeriaceae. Bases 1 to 423 code for a protein of 140 amino acids. The record is from RefSeq and is a predicted model, not a curated record. The transcript is spliced from 3 exons.